CCAAUUUUGAAUUUCGAAUUCACCAACCACCAGAGAGGCAAGGGCGUCGGAGUCGGAAGACGGGCUGACAUGGCGAUCGGGAUCGAAUCGCUGGAUGAUGGCCACCGCGCCCUGCUCGCCGCAGCCACGGGGCCGCACGAACUCACCAUCACCAGCGUCGAGGUCCGCUACGCCGCAGCAGUCCGCGAGCUCGUCCGUGGGGAGCGCUGGACUUGCCUCAACAAGUCUUACCUGGUGAAGCUGGUCCGCGCCGACUCCGUCCUGCUGCUGAUCGAGUGUUCCAUCCUCCCCGCCCUCUGCGUCGAGCCCACCAGCGAGCGCUGGAUCCCGGAGCUGCGUCGUUACGGUGACAAGCUCAAGUCCAUCGGCAAGCGUGUCGGCGGCACCUUCACCAACCUCGCCAUCUCCCUCGCCAAGCGCAUCAAGCACCACGCCAGCGACUGCACCCAGCGCCGCCGCUCCCCUGGUGCCCUUGGCCGCCGAGCGCGCCGCCUCUGCAACAGGGUCUCCGCACUCCGGGACGCCCACGUCAACAUUGGUACGAAGUGACGCUCAGGUUCGUCGCCAGAGGGAGGGGGUGGCAGUGGCCCCGUUCCGGCCCUGUGAUAUACCAUCCAUAUGCAUAGCAAUAUACUCAGAUAGUAUAGUAUGGUAUAGUAUAGUACCAUCCAUAUACAUAGCAAUACAUACCAUUAGUAUGCACGUACCCAACUACUAGUAGUUACCUGUCUAGGUUGUCGUUUCAAGUGAUACAGUCUUUCGUUCGAGUCUGAGCAAUGUCAGCAUGUUUUUGGGAUUCCAGUAGGAUUUCGUUGAUGCUGUUUUUCCUGUCGAUGAUGAAUCGGAGUUGGAAUUGGUGACGCGACAUUGUAACCAAAGCAACCAGUUGUCAUAUAUGAAUGAAUGAUGAAUGGAAAUUCGUGCCUUGAAUUGAUGAUACAUGCAUAUAGGUAUUUGACUUGCUGUUGGAAUUUGACUUGCUGAAGCCUUAGGUUCAUGGUACAGACUUGAAAUCCUUUUUAUUGCUUUGUUAUCUAUCUUUGGUGCUGCUGACCAGUCCCUGUGCUGAAAUUAUGAGGAGCAUAGCAGCAUUUGUUAAUCAAAUUUUCGGGCCUCAUUAGCUGCUCAAUUGAUUGCAGAUUGUGGGCAUUGAUAAGUAAUAGUGAG
Phragmites australis (common reed) is the source of this 1167-nucleotide messenger RNA. RefSeq lists its product as uncharacterized. Lineage: Eukaryota; Viridiplantae; Streptophyta; Magnoliopsida; Poales; Poaceae. Bases 70 to 549 code for a protein of 159 amino acids. The record is from RefSeq and is a predicted model, not a curated record. The transcript has 2 exons.